CAGGACGAGCCGCUGAUUGGCCCAACGGCAGAGCGGUGGCCCCGCCCUGCGUGAUGCGGUCACGGUGCCGCCGCCGCGCCCUCUCACCGCGGUUUGAAUGUGAAGCGCAGCCGGGGCUGUCGGAUCCGUCACCGCCGCUGCCGCCGCUGGAGGGAGUCGCCAGGUUCUGCCAAAAUGGAGCUGAGUGAUGCCAAUUUACAGACUUUAACUGAGUAUCUAAAGAAAACACUAGAUCCGGAUCCUGCUAUAAGGCGUCCCGCGGAGAAGUUUCUGGAGUCAGUUGAAGGAAGCCAGAAUUACCCGCUGUUGCUCUUAACGCUGCUGGAGAAGUCACAGGAAAACGUCAUCAAAGUUUGUGCAUCUGUAACGUUCAAGAAUUAUAUUAAAAGGAACUGGAGAAUUGUUGAGGAUGAACCGAACAAAAUAUGUGAAUCGGACAGGAUAGCCAUUAAAGCCAACAUAGUGCCCCUGAUGCUGAGCAGCCCAGAACAAAUUCAAAAGCAGUUAAGCGAUGCCAUUAGUAUUAUUGGUCGGGAGGACUUUCCUCAGAAGUGGCCAGACUUGCUGACGGAAAUGGUGAAUCGCUUUCAGAGCGGAGAUUUCCACGUCAUUAACGGGGUCCUUCGCACCGCUCACUCUUUAUUCAAAAGGUACCGACAUGAAUUUAAGUCAAAUGAAUUAUGGACAGAGAUCAAACUUGUCCUCGAUGCUUUUGCUUUGCCCUUGACAAAUCUCUUUAAGGCAACUAUUGAACUGUGCAGCACACACGCAAAUGAUGCUAGCGCUUUGAAGGUUCUCUUUUCUUCUCUCAUUCUAAUUGCGAAGCUGUUCUACAGUUUAAAUUUUCAGGAUCUUCCUGAGUUUUUUGAAGACAACAUGGAAACAUGGAUGACAAAUUUUCAUACUCUUUUAACCUUAGAUAAUAAGCUUUUACAGACCGAUGAUGAAGAGGAAGCUGGAUUACUGGAGCUCUUGAAAUCCCAAAUCUGUGAUAAUGCUGCUUUAUAUGCCCAAAAAUAUGAUGAAGAAUUCCAGCCCUACCUGCCACGUUUCGUAACAGCGAUCUGGAAUCUGUUGGUCACAACAGGCCAGGAAGUGAAAUAUGACUUGCUGGUUAGUAAUGCAAUCCAGUUUCUGGCCUCGGUUUGUGAGAGACCGCAUUACAAGCAUCUGUUUGAAGACCAGAAUACACUGACAAGCAUCUGUGAAAAAGUUAUUGUUCCCAAUAUGGAAUUUAGAGCGGCUGAUGAAGAAGCUUUUGAAGAUAAUUCAGAAGAAUAUAUAAGAAGGGAUUUGGAAGGAUCAGAUAUUGACACCAGGCGCAGAGCAGCUUGUGAUCUAGUCAGAGGCUUGUGCAAAUUUUUCGAAGGACCUGUGACCGGGAUUUUUUCUGGCUAUGUUAAUUCUAUGCUGCAAGAGUAUGCAAAGAAUCCAUCUGUUAACUGGAAGCACAAAGAUGCAGCCAUUUACCUUGUUACGUCUUUGGCAUCCAAAGCUCAGACACAGAAGCACGGAAUAACACAAGCCAAUGAACUUGUUAAUCUGACAGAAUUCUUUGUGAAUCACAUUCAACCUGACUUAAAAUCUGCUAAUGUGAAUGAAUUCCCUGUGCUGAAAGCAGAUGGGAUCAAAUACAUCAUGAUUUUUAGAAAUCAAGUACCUAAAGAACAACUGUUGGUAUCUAUUCCUCUCUUAAUCAAUCAUCUUCAAGCAGAAAGCAUUGUGGUCCAUACGUACGCAGCCCAUGCUCUUGAAAGACUGUUUACCAUGCGGGGGACAAAUAAUACUACCCUCAUUACAGCUGCAGAAAUGGCACCGUUUGUAGAAGUGCUGUUAACGAACCUUUUUAAAGCGCUGACACUCCCUGGCUCAUCUGAAAAUGAGUACAUUAUGAAAGCCAUCAUGAGGAGUUUUUCUCUGCUACAAGAAUCCAUAAUUCCGUACAUCCCGUCUGUCAUCACCCAGCUCACCCAGAAGCUGCUGGCUGUCAGCAAGAAUCCAAGCAAACCUCACUUUAACCAUUACAUGUUUGAAUCAAUAUGCUUGUCGAUAAGGAUAACGUGCAAAGCAAACCCUGAUGCAGUUGGAAGCUUUGAAGAGGCUUUGUUUAUGGUGUUCACUGAGAUACUACAGAAUGACGUGCAAGAGUUCAUUCCAUAUGUGUUUCAAGUGAUGUCCCUACUUCUAGAAAUGCAUAAAAAUGAAAUCCCGACAUCCUAUAUGGCGUUGUUUCCUCAUCUACUCCAGCCAGUGUUAUGGGAAAGGACAGGAAACAUUCCUCCCUUGGUGCGACUGCUGCAGGCGUAUUUAGAGCGGGGUGCCAAUACAAUAGCAAGUGCUGCUGCUGACAAAAUCCCCGGGCUGUUAGGUGUGUUCCAGAAGCUGAUUGCCUCCAAAGCUAAUGACCAUCAAGGAUUCUAUCUUCUAAACAGUAUUAUAGAGCAUAUGCCUCCUGAAUCGGUUGCCCAGUACAGGAAACAGAUCUUCAUUCUGCUAUUCCAAAGACUUCAAAAUUCCAAAACAACAAAGUUUAUUAAAAGUUUCCUAGUCUUCAUUAACUUGUACUGCAUCAAGUAUGGGGCACUAGCUCUGCAGGAAAUAUUCGACAGCAUACAGCCAAAGAUGUUUGGAAUGGUUCUGGAGAAAAUCAUAAUUCCCGAAAUCCAGAAAGUGUCAGGACAAGUUGAAAAGAAAAUCUGUGCUGUUGGCAUUACAAAAAUCCUGACAGAAUGUCCCCCGAUGAUGGACACGGAGUACACCAAGCUGUGGACUCCUUUGCUGCAGGCCCUCAUUGGCCUCUUUGAGCUGCCCGAGGACGACACUAUCCCUGACGAGGAGCACUUCAUCGACAUAGAGGACACCCCCGGGUAUCAGACCGCGUUCUCUCAGCUUGCCUUCGCUGGGAAAAAAGAACACGAUCCUGUAGGUCAAAUGGUGAACAACCCGAGGAUCCAUCUGGCCCAGUCUCUCCACAAGCUGUCCACAGCGUGCCCAGGCAGGGUUCCAUCGAUGCUGAGCACCAGUCUGAAUGCAGAAGCGUUGCAGUAUCUCCAAGGAUACCUCCAGGCCGCGAGUGUCACGCUGCUCUGAAUCGCAUUUAUUCCACAAGCAAGAUCUAAAGCUGGUUUGUUAUACAGAAGGUUGACGCUGACUUUUUUAUAGCAGAGCUCAGACAAAAUGAAAAAUGCUAUUUGGAAAUGUAUUGCAGAAUCCAUCUUGUGAAAGAUAAAUGUGGCUUUACGCAGAAACUGAGAGAAUGUGGUGGUUUGUGUACUCAUAAAGGUGGCUAACUUCCAUUCCCAGGUCAGCUUCAAAGGGAAUAGUCGUAGUGGUUUGUUAUGGGAUCGAUUUGAAAUCUCCAUCUGCGGUGUUUGGAUAACGUUUUGAAAUGUAUGGAGAGCACUGGCUGUAGAAACUCACUUUGGUCACUAAUACUCCUUUUCAUUUUGAUGUUGUCCUUUGUAUUUCUUUUGUCUUUCCUUAAACUUUAUCUAAAUUGUGAAUAAAUAAGAAGUACUUGUUUAAAA
Messenger RNA from Columba livia (rock pigeon), 3527 nucleotides. RefSeq names its product chromosome segregation 1 like (gene CSE1L). NCBI's taxonomy places the organism in Eukaryota, Metazoa, Chordata, Aves, Columbiformes, Columbidae. The record is from RefSeq and is a predicted model, not a curated record. Gene Ontology annotation, cellular component: cytosol; nuclear envelope. Gene Ontology annotation, molecular function: nuclear export signal receptor activity; small GTPase binding. Gene Ontology annotation, biological process: protein import into nucleus; protein export from nucleus. The coding region runs from base 175 to 3090 and encodes 971 amino acids. The transcript has 25 exons.